Dermacentor silvarum is the source of this 1238-nucleotide messenger RNA. Its product is annotated as kinesin-like protein KIF2A. Bases 47 to 787 code for a protein of 246 amino acids. NCBI's taxonomy places the organism in Eukaryota, Metazoa, Arthropoda, Arachnida, Ixodida, Ixodidae. The record is from RefSeq and is a predicted model, not a curated record. The transcript has 2 exons.
AAGAGGAAGUGAGCGUACAGAGAAUUGAGCGCUGGAGCGCUCGGACAUGUCCGAGCUAGGGGCACAGCAGGAGGACGCCCUGCGGCCAGGGGUGAACGUGGACAUCCGCCGCACCGACGGCCGCGUCCAUCCUGCUGUCGUGAGCGCGGUGCGCUCUCGCCUCGUCACCGUCGAGUGGUUCGAAAAUGGCCAGACCAAAGGCAAAGACGUGGACCGCCAGACGCUGGUGGCCCUCAAUCCGGGGCUGGCCAGGGCCUCUACACAGCUGACGUCUCCCCGCAAAGAUUCGGCCGCUUCGAUCGGCGGAGUGCCCGUGCUGCACCGCAAGACCACAGCGGCUUCCUUGCCUUGCGCCCCGGUGCACAAGGAGGACAACAACGACCUAUGCAACGAGCUGACCCGCGAGCUAGAGCGCGCCGCACAGCUGAGCCUUGCACUCAGCAAGAAACAAGCAGCUGAAGCUGGGGCGCAGCAGCAACAGAACCAACAUCGGCAGCCGCAGGUAGUGGAGCAGGAGGAAGCCGAGGCCGUGGCCGAUCUGCUGCGGCGAUACCGCGCCGUGGUGGACGUCAGCGACCUGUGGAUGACCACGGACGUUCGGUUGCUCACGCGCAUGCUCAGCACGCGCGCUCUCGAGGACGACACGUGGUUGCGUGAGCUCGAGGAUUUGGUGAGCGUCAAGAUGGAGCUGCUGUCCAACUUGCGAGACGCUGUUAACAAGCUGCGCAAGAUCAAGGACAGCACGCGCACCUUUGUCCGCGAAGCCGACGGCAAUGGGAGACGUUGACCAUGCGGCCAAGCGCGUACGCUCAAAAUUUAACCUUUUUCAUGUAAGGAAUCACUUCGACAUAUAUGUGCAUAUAGUUAGCUUCUUAUAGGAAGGAUGUGCAGAAUGACUGUGUUGAAAGUUCAGCUUCAGUUUAGUAAAGGCGCAUGAAACGAACAACAAAGUACAGAAUAAAAUCAUGACACACGCACUGACUAAUAACUAAGCGUUCACUAGUAAACGCAAAAAGCUGUAGAAGCAAUACAGUAAGCUGUGACCAGGCGCGGUAAGGGAGAGUGCUGAAGCCUUCCAUAUUCAGGGUGCCCUUGUGCGUUCGCCAUGCCUUUGUGGUAUUACAUGACUUUCUUUUUUCUUUAUCUCGUAGUUAGUUCCACGGACCUUUUCCUGAAUGAACCACAGCGAAUGAACCGCACUUGAGGUGUGGGUCGCAUAUGCAUUUUCUAAUGAAAAU